AUGGGGUUCUGCUGGGACUGGAGCAGGGAGUGUGGGCCUCACGGCAGAGGCUGGGUGGGCCCCACAGUGCUGCUCUGUAUCUAUGGCUUCUGCUCAAUGAUGAGGCCCUCUGAGCCUUUCCUCACGGACUACCUCACCGGGCCAUACAAGAACCUCACCACCAAGCAGGUUACAAGGCAAGUGUUCCCAGUAUGUGCGUAUUCCAACCUCUUCCUACUCAUCCCAGUCUUCUUGGUGACAGAUAUCCUGAGGUACAAGCCUGUCAUCGUCCUCCAGGCACUCAACUAUAUUUUGGCAUUUCUGCUGUUCAUCUUCAGCUCUGGUGUGGUGUUGACUCAGUGCGCCCUCUUCAUUUACAGUAUGGGCACCGCAGCAGACGUGGCUUACUAUUCCUAUAUCUACAGUGUUGUCCACCCCCAGUAUUACCAGAGAGUGACUAGCUAUGCCAGAGGGGCUGUGCUACUGGGCUACACAGCGGGAGCCAUGUUGGGUCAACUCUUGGUGUCCCUGGGAGGGGUUUCCAUCUACUGGCUCAAUAUCAUUACCCUGGGAUCCCUCUGUGUGGCUCUGUUGGCUGCCCUCCUCCUGCCCAUGCCCCAGAGAAGCCUGGUCCUGGGGGGGACUCAGAAUGAUAACGGCCCAUUCGAGGAGGUUGUGUCCAGUUCAUGUGUAUCCUGGGUUGUGUGGUGGCUGAGGAAGGGGAGGAGGACCGGGAGGGGGAAAAUGAGAGCUCUGAAGAGGUUAGCGGUGGAUUGUAAAGAGUGUUACUCCUCUGUGGCCGUGCUGUUCUUCUGUGUGUGGUCAGCCAUGGGGAAUUGCGGCUACCACCAGAUCACAGGCUAUGUGCAGCUCCUCUGGGCAUCCAAACAGCCCCAAUACAACUUCACAGAAUACAAUGGAGGGGUGGAGGCUGUCGCCACACUCUCAGGGGCGGCAGCCUCCAUAGCUGUGGGUCAUGUGUCUCUGGACUGGUCAGUGUGGGGAGAGCUGGUCCUGGGUGUGUUUACUGCUCUGACUGCUGGAGUUCUUUACCUGAUGGACCUGACCAACAGCAUCUGGAUAUGCUACGGCUGCUACGGACUCUUCAAAACCAUCUACAUGGCGCUCAUCACCAUCUGCACGUAA
Oncorhynchus mykiss (rainbow trout) is the source of this 1125-nucleotide messenger RNA. Its product is annotated as thiamine transporter 1-like. Gene Ontology annotation, cellular component: plasma membrane. Gene Ontology annotation, biological process: transmembrane transport; vitamin transport. Gene Ontology annotation, molecular function: vitamin transmembrane transporter activity. NCBI's taxonomy places the organism in Eukaryota, Metazoa, Chordata, Actinopteri, Salmoniformes, Salmonidae. The record is from RefSeq and is a predicted model, not a curated record.